AUAGUAAUAUAAAUAAAUGCCAGCCAUACUGACGAGAUUCCAGUUUACAUCUACCAAGUGGUAUUAUUCUUCUCUCUUCUUCUCUUCAUCUUCCUUUGUGCCUUUCUACAACCUGCAGAUCUUCUAAAAGUUCUCUUCUUAAUAUCUUCUCUUCAUUGACUUAAACACAGAAAGAAAGUUAUCAAGAAACUAUUUUUCCGAAAAUAUUCGCUAUGGAAUUCACUAGUCUGCUGGAUACUUCAUUGGAUCUUAACGCCAAACCUCCCAGGAUUUUUGACGGCAACCCGGUACUGAAACAAGAGGUGCCAAGUGAUUUCAUUCAGUUGGGAAGAAAUGUAGCAGUGAAAGAAGAGAAAGGUGCCUUAAUUGAAGAGCUAAAGAGGGUGAAUGAAGAAAACAGGAAACUUACAGAAUUAUUAACAGUUAUCUGUGAGAAUUAUAACGAACUGAAAAAACAGUUAACGGAGUAUACAUCCAAAAAUCCUGCGUCAAAGAAGAGAAAAGCAGAAAGCAGCAUCAACAAUGGCAGUAUUAAUCAUGGAAUCAACAGCCAUGAUGACAGUAGUUCAAGUGAUGAAGAUUCAUCCAAGAAACCUAGGGAAGAACACAUAAAAGCUCAGACUUCUCGGUUUUAUGUACGUGCAGCAGCAUCUGAUACAAGCCUUAUAGUUAAGGAUGGAUAUCAAUGGAGGAAAUAUGGACAAAAGGUCACAAGGGACAACCCUUCUCCAAGAGCUUACUUCAAGUGUUCUUUUGCUCCAACUUGUCCUGUCAAGAAGAAGGUUCAAAGAAGUAUAGAUGAUCAAUCUAUUCUAGUUGCUACUUAUGAAGGGGAGCACAACCAUCUUCAACCCUCAAAAAUUGAGGCUGCUUCGGGCUCCAACCGUUGCGUGAUACUCGGCAAGACCCCGACCUCUGUGAGCUCGUCCGGGGCAACCGCUGCACUCGAUCGUACAAAACCAAAACAAAAUGCUGAUAAUGCAAGAAAUUCAAUCAGAAAAAUUGAUUCACCAGAAUUCCAACGAUAUUUUGUGGAACAGAUGGCUUCUUCACUAACGAAAGAUCCCAAUUUCACAGCAAGCAUUGCGGCUGCCAUUUCGGGGAAAUUUCUUCAGAAAAAUCCAGAGACAGGAAAAUCGUAGGAGCUCGAACGAAGGAGUUUGUGGGGGAUACUUUUGGGUCGUCCUUCUAUAACGUGGGACGUUGAAAAGAACCAGUUUAGACACAAAUUAACAUUAUGACAUGAUCAUGAUCAAGUGGUUGAAACGGAAAAAUUUGGUUCGAUUUCUUGACCCAAUUCGUUGAUCUGACCAAAACACUUCCGGGCUUGGCCUCAUGAAGCUGUGGUUAGACAUUAUGCUGAGGGUUUUGUAUGAGCAAAAAAGCCACAAUGCUUGAUUCCACCACAGUUUGCAAAAGCUUGCUUGUGGAGAUGUCGGUCAUCUAGCAUAGAAUUUCUUUUAUGGGGAACACAUAUCAGAAGAUUCCAAAUGGAAAUGUAAAAUUAUUCUGUUAUUCACUAA
Messenger RNA from Olea europaea var. sylvestris, 1523 nucleotides. RefSeq names its product probable WRKY transcription factor 40. The record is from RefSeq and is a predicted model, not a curated record. Lineage: Eukaryota; Viridiplantae; Streptophyta; Magnoliopsida; Lamiales; Oleaceae. Gene Ontology annotation, molecular function: sequence-specific DNA binding; DNA-binding transcription factor activity. Bases 213 to 1142 code for a protein of 309 amino acids. Gene Ontology annotation, biological process: regulation of DNA-templated transcription. The transcript has 5 exons.